UCCUUUUGGCUGCUCCUUGCCGUUUGCUUUCGUCUCUCCACCGGAGGACCAGUCGUUUCUUCUGCUUCCGAGGAUGACACAACGACUGUGACCUUGACCAAGACGCACCUUACCUCUAUUGUUGUGACUCGCAACAUCUCGGCCACCACCACCAUUCCCGUCACAUCCAGCGCCUCCCCGACCAUCACGAAUACCUGGACGGGCAAAGACUACACUGAUGUAGCUGAUCUCCUUCGGUGCCAGGCUGAGCAUGAUGUAUAUCGUUCAAAACAGAACAGCUGGUGGUCAGGGCAAGACUUGUUCCCUGAAACCAGCUACAUGGAGACAACCUCAAUAUGGUUGGGCAACUCAAGCAGACCUGUGUCAACACUUUGCGAUGGCUGGCCGCGAGCUCCGGGCUCAGGCUUGUCCUAUGUUUCAUCCAUGGUGACUAGGAAAGUUUACAAUCCUCCUUCCUACACCGGCCCGACGCCAACGUGCCGAUACAACUAUCACGGAUGCGAGCUGAUGGUCUUGUCGUACCUAGAGGAAUAUUCGAGGGUGGAAUCCAUAAGUACCGCCACACGACCACGGUCUCCUGCAUGUGUCAUGGACAUGUCGCAAUGCUUGAUGCCCGUUGGCGAUUUCGGCUGCCGACUCGAUGCUGGCCAUGUCCGGCUGCUCUACUGGGCCCAGUCCAAAGACCCUUCGGCUCUCUGCGUUAACAACACUCACCCCGUUACUUCUCCCCCUCCCACGACCGAGCCUGUCACUGCCGUAUACGAUGGCCAUACCCUUACCUCGCCUACUGUCUACCUUUCUUUUGAUCAUCUCGAAGGCAACUUGUGCUUUAGCGAAUAUUCAAACACAAUCAUCGGCGUACCCUCAAACUCCAUCUCUAGCAUCCGCUUCGCUUCCAAAGCCUACUUGUCAAGGACUCUUUCAAUGAACUGGGCUGACCUCGAGUACCCCGUCCCUGCUUCUGCAUAUACUGGAAUGAUGGAUUGCUGGACCUCCGCCUGGGAUGGCAAGCACAAGGAUAAUUGCGCUACUAGCUACGACGAGGACUACCUGCCCCACCUUGCUCUCCCUACAGACGGUGCUCUGUAUAAAGGUCUUGAUCCUGCUUUUGCAAAUUGUUCCAGUGUUAGCUGGCGCAAAUACGUCCUCGAUCCACCCCAAUCGAUGAAAAGAGCGGACCAUCUUUAGAGAUGAAACAAGCUAAUGCCCUGCUCCGGUACACCUAGCAGGGCUUACGGGGUUAAAUCGUCCAGGUCGAUUUAUAUUCUUAACCUGUUAAAGGAAAGAAUGGACUGAGGAUCUCGGUUCGACGGAUAUCCGAAUCGGAAAGGACAGCUCCAUGAAAGUAUCACGGAAUGAGAUAGGAAUAAGCUAAAAGGAAAUACAACCAUGUACCGU
This is a messenger RNA of Aplosporella prunicola CBS 121167, 1398 nucleotides long. RefSeq lists its product as uncharacterized. The transcript has a single exon. The record is from RefSeq and is a predicted model, not a curated record. The coding region runs from base 319 to 1188 and encodes 289 amino acids. NCBI's taxonomy places the organism in Eukaryota, Fungi, Ascomycota, Dothideomycetes, Botryosphaeriales, Aplosporellaceae.